Cynoglossus semilaevis (tongue sole) is the source of this 2240-nucleotide messenger RNA. RefSeq names its product activin A receptor like type 1 (gene acvrl1). The record is from RefSeq and is a predicted model, not a curated record. Gene Ontology annotation, molecular function: ATP binding; transmembrane receptor protein serine/threonine kinase activity. Gene Ontology annotation, biological process: heart development; protein phosphorylation; transforming growth factor beta receptor signaling pathway. Gene Ontology annotation, cellular component: plasma membrane; BMP receptor complex. The annotation marks the transcript as partial. The transcript has 9 exons. NCBI's taxonomy places the organism in Eukaryota, Metazoa, Chordata, Actinopteri, Pleuronectiformes, Cynoglossidae.
GCUACCAACGCAGUCUCUCCAGGAACAGGUGAUGAUGAGAAGUUGCUGUGCAGCUGUGAGAAUGAAAAAGGCACGUGCACUAAUGACACGUGCAGAGGAGACGUCUGUUUCUACACCUGGGUUCACGGCCACGAGGAGAAGGGCUGUUUCUCCAACAGCAACUCCAGAGAGCAGUGUUCAGGCUCCUUCAAGAGGUUCUUUGUCUCGUGCUGCAGAGAACACCUGUGCAACGCCUUCGCCACACCUCCUCCAAAUAUUGAAGGACUGACCACAACAACAGCUCCAGAGUUAGUUCGUCCAGAGCUGUGGAUCACUCUGUCUUUCCUGCUGCUUCUCAUGGCUGCGAGUGUCUGUGGCAUAAUCCUGUUCCUGCGUUUCCGACGCACGCACUGUAAACUGAAAAAUGUUGAGGACCGUGAUGUCACCAUGCUCAAGGCUCCUAAUGGAGAUGACCCCACGUAUGGAGAUAUCUAUGAUGAGUUUUGUACGUCAGGGAGUGGGACUGGUCUGCCCUACCUGGUCCAAAGGACCAUGGCAAGACAAAUCUCACUUGCUCAAUGUGUUGGUAAGGGCAGGUAUGGAGAGGUGUGGAGGGGAACCUGGAUGGGUGAAAGUGUGGCUGUAAAAAUCUUCUCCUCCAGGGACGAACAGUCCUGGUUUCGAGAGACCGAGAUCUACAACACUGUCCAGCUGCGACAUGACAACAUCCUUGGUUUCAUAGCCUCUGACAUGACAUCUAAAAACUCCAGCACCCAGCUGUGGCUCGUCACUCAUUUUCAUGAGCUGGGCUCCCUCUACGACUUCCUGCAGUACAGCAGUGUGGAGCCUGAAGGCUGCCUGAGGAUGUGUCUGUCUGUGGCCUGUGGUUUGGUUCACCUCCACACUGAGAUCGUCAGCUCCCAGGAGAAACCGGCUAUCGCUCACCGCGACCUGAAAAGCAGAAACAUCUUGGUGAAGAGGAAUGGACAGUGCUGCAUCGCUGACUUAGGUUUAGCUGUGAUCCACUCUCAGUCCCAUGACUACAUCGAUGUGGGCAACAACCCCCGUGUUGGGACCAAACGUUACAUGGCCCCUGAGGUGCUGGACGAGACCAUUCGCACUGACGUUUUUGAGUCGUACAAGCAAACAGAUAUCUGGGCCCUGGGGCUGGUCUUCUGGGAAAUUACCCGCAGGACAAUUGUCAAUGGGAUCGUAGAAGAGUAUCGCCCUCCUUUCUUCGACCUGGUGCCCUCAGAUCCCAGCUUUGAGGAGAUGAAGAAGGUGGUGUGUGUUGACCAGCAGCGGCCCAGUCUGCACAACAGGCUCCAUUCCCACCCAAUCCUUUCGGCCACCGUGAAGAUCAUGAAGGAGUGCUGGUACCAGAACCCACCAGCCCGCCUCACAGCCCUGCGAGUGAGGAAGACGCUGUCUAAACUGGACCACGACAGUGACUUCAGCAUUGAAAAACUCAAACAGGACGUCUAGACCAGAGGAUCGGAAAUGUUAGGCAUGUUUACACCACAUUCCGGGGAGCAUGAGGUGCAUAUCAACGUAUUUUGAGCUAAUUAUUCACACAGACGGUGAAUUACAUUAGGACCAUAUGGGUUUGAACGGUGCUGUUUAGAUUGUCUCACACCCAAGGGCUUUUUUCACAUUGCUUCAUUUUGAAAUGUCCCGAUUUUUUUCGGUGAUUCAAAGUGUGAUCUGGAAUGAGAAGACAUAUAACCACCAGAUAUUCUUGCAUUCUUACUGAAUUUCCCCGGUGUGGGAUGAAUAAAGUCUUAUCUUAUCGUAUCAUCACUCAGACUGUGAAGCUUGGGUGAAAAACACAGAUCUCUUGUACCAGUGUAAAUGUAAGUCUCUGGUCAAAGUCAAAGCCAGAGAAAACUUUUGAAGUAUAUGAUUCCCACAGUUAAACCAAAACACAUUAGUGUGGCACAAACACAAACACUGAUGUAAAAUCUGCAUUUAUCAUCUGCACUUAAACACAUUGAGCAAUAUAGAUGUACAUUUCCUGGCAGUAUUAAAGCUGUGCUUUUGAAAACCUUCGGCUUAACUGUAAAUAAAUUGUUAAAGGGACGUUCUAUCGUAUUAUAUUCAACUGAUAUAAUUUUUAUAUAAUAAUUUUUUAUCAAACACAGUUUUUCAACUUGUAUACAUUUUUAUAGGUCUGAUGUACCUUCACUGCGUAACAAUGGUUUAAACACCACAGACAUGUAAUACUGUAUAUGUUGAAAUAAAAAGAAAGAUAUAUAUUUUAA